AUGCCUGUCAAGCCCACUUCAGCACUACCCCAACAAGCUCUCAAGAAUACCCCUUGCACCAUCAAGGCAAAAAGUCUUCUAGCCAAGCUCAGAGCCAUUGAAGAUUGGGAUGUUCUCAUCAGCAUUCACAAAAUGGCUUGCAAUAUAUAUAGUAGGCAUAAAUCUUGGAGUCCUGCCCUGCUCAGUUCAAUGGUCGAACACCUCAUCAAACACCAGUCUAGGUUUUGCACAGUCAUACCAGAGCUCAAAGAUGUAUUCAACGAUGUUACCCCCAUCAUUGACCAGCUUGCCACUGUCUACAACAACCUCACCUUGCAAUUCCCCACUUUCAAUAGCCCCAACCAGGCCCUUGCCAUGGUGAUUGGUACCAGCAUUCAUCUUGAAAAUGGGUUUUAUCGACCCUACCAUGGUGAUGCACCCAAUCGCUUCCUCACCUUUGUCUCUCACCUCAAUGCUGUCUAUGACAAACUCGAUGCAAAUGAACCCCAGCCUUACUUUUGUGGCACCCCCAUUGUUCAGUUGAGUGGUACAGGCAAGACAUGCAUGGUGUAUGAAUGUCAGCAACAAACCCCCCUCCUCUACAUCUGCUUUCACAAUAGCAGUGCCAAGAGCAAUGCCAAGGCUGGCUAUCCACUCCCAGACCAAGGCAUCCAAACCUACUUUGCCAAUGCACAGAGCAGAUAUUCCAGCAGGUGCAACCUUCAAGUGGCCUGCUUCCUUCAUGCCUGGUUCACCACACUUGCCCAAGCAUUGAGACCUUGGAAGACCAAUGCCAAAAAGUAUCAACAUCUUUGUGAUCUCAAUCGAUUUGAACCAGUCACCUGUGAUGAUGAUCUGCCCAAGCCUCUUGACCGCUAUCCCUGCAACAACCACUUCAAGGCCAUAUCCGAGCUCACAGAGAGUGAUCUCCCAAUUGUACACAAGCUCGUAGAGGGGAAAGCUUCCAAAUCCUUCCUAACACCCAGUUACGAAACGAUCUUUGACAUGGCUCUCCGGCAGCCUCUUAUCGAUCUCAACGAGCAGCUAAUUGCCAUGUCGCAUCAUCUGCACUUGGGUCAAGCCAAAGUGCCAGUGCCUCCAGUGCUGGUAGCCUUUGAUGAAUGCAUCGAAAUGAUUGUCACCAAUCCCAAUGCACCCAACAAUCAGCUCAACAGCCUCUGCUGUGCUUGGAACUAUGUUGGUAUGCUCCAGGAUAAAUACAAGACUUUGAGUUUCUGGUUGGUGCUCAUGAGCACCAGCAGCAGUGCCACUUAUCUCGUCGAACAUGUUGAUGAUCAGGCCUCACUCUGUCAAAGGAACUCAGCACCUUUGCAUAUGUUUGUUGGCGUUGGUGUCAAUGUGCUUGCUGAGGAGCAAUGUGCCCUCUCCUGUGCCUCACAGGCAUCCUCGCAUGACCACCUCAUCCAAUACAGAUGGCCACUCUGGCCCACACUCGAGAGCAGCAACUUCUGGGGCAGCAUCCUUGCCAAGCUUCAAGGCAAAAAGAAUUUCUCCACAGACAACAUGGCACAGUGCUUCAGUGUCAUGGCCUCGCAGCUUGCCCUGGGCCUUGUCCUGGUGCAUGAAGGUGGUGGCGCCCUCUUUGGCAAGCAAAAGCUCUUCAUGGACAAGACUGUGGACUGGCACAUGCAUAUGGUGAGCCGCAUAUCCAACGAUGCCACCAUGUAUGUCAAUUCUCUGUCGGAACCCAUGCUGGCAAUCGCUGCCUCACUCAUCAUGUUGUGCACUGGUGCAAAAAAUGUUGGGUCGAAGCCAGUUGACAUGUACAGCUCCAUCAUGGGAAACUUCCAAGGCCGAUGCCUUGUGGACUUGGCAAUCACUGGAUUCAAGGGGAUUUAUGGAGAGCUAGCCUCAUGCAUGGCCUUGGUUGUCACCUGGGACACAGCAAAGCACAAAGAGCUGGAUGCACUCAAGCAACAGAAAACAUCGGAGCAUGUCAAGGUGCUGACCUGUGUGGUGCCUCUCAAAACCAUCCUUUCAGAGCUUGCUAACCUUGACAAGGCCAACACUGACCAAUUGCACCAAUGCAUUGAAAGAGCUGGAACAUUGGCAGCAGCAGCAUCAACAGUGGCAUGGACCAACUUUAUGCAUUUUGAUGUGCUGCCCAAACAUAUCACCGAGAUCUCUCCCAAAUACCUGUGGUACUGUUGGAAGUGUGGAGUUGGACUGCAAAUGGCACACUCGCAGCAUGGCAUUGAUGGCAUCCUCCCCAUCUUUAUGGGCAACCUCAAUCAGCCCUUUGUUACUCCCACUGGCACACAGGAUGAUGCUGCUACCAGCAUUGAGAUGCAUGCUGCAUGCUACAUGACCUAUGUUGCAUGGGAGGCCAAGAAUCGUGACAAACUGCAGCCAGGAGCUGGAUCAGGUAAGCUGGAUGUAAUGCUCAAGCUCACUGGACCAUCGAUUAUGCAUGCCUCACAUGCACUGCCGGGUGAAAAGCUACUCACUGAAAGGGCUCUGCUCUGCAUUCUGCUUGACCUGGGCACCUCAACACCAUUUGCCAGCAAACCUAAAGGAUCCCACCUGCGAGUGCAGAUGAUCAAUGGCACUGAAUGCCCUCAACUCUGCAUCUGA
Ustilago hordei is the source of this 2574-nucleotide messenger RNA. RefSeq lists its product as uncharacterized. The record is from RefSeq and is a predicted model, not a curated record. NCBI's taxonomy places the organism in Eukaryota, Fungi, Basidiomycota, Ustilaginomycetes, Ustilaginales, Ustilaginaceae. The transcript has 3 exons. The coding region runs from base 1 to 2574 and encodes 857 amino acids.